GUAUGGGACAGAGGGAGUAAUUCUUUAAAGAGUUUGGUUCUUAUUUGCUUCCUAUUUGAUGGAGGGUUCUAGCGAUUACUCAAAUCUUGGGAAACUUCAGCUACAGGAAAGGGAAAAAUACAAGAGAGGUCAUGAAAAAUGAAAUAUUUGUCAUCCUAUUUCUAGUUUUUACUUUUCAGCAUUUGGAUGAAAUCCAAUUACCAAAUCAUUCUAAACAUUUUAAGAACUGUUAACCUAUAAAAGGAAAAAUAAUCUGAACUGAUUUGAAUCAUCUAGAACCUGAGCAUUUGGAAUCAUUCAAUUCGUUGUACACGUAAAAUUCAUAUCAGCUCGACCACGGGGGAUAAAUAGAGACUCAGAAGCGGAGCAAGGAAAUGAAUUUUAUGAGUUCUGAAUUCUAGGAUAGCGACAUCAGCUCAUUCAUAAACUUGAUCCAAUGGAAGCUAAAUUUUUUCGCUUUCUCAAGACUGUUGGGGUCGGUUGCAAGGCUAAAGCAGAAUCUCAAGGCCGUCUCUUAUACCUCAAGCUUGGUUGCAGCCAUGAGGUUGAACUGACCGUUCCACCUGCUGUUCGUGUGUUCUGUUUCAAACCUAAUAUCAUAUGUUGUGCUGGUAUUGACGAGGACAGGGUGCAGCAGUUUGCUGCUGCUGUAAGAAGUUGUAAGCCUCCUGAAGUUUAUGAAGGCAAAGGGAUAAUGUACAUUGAUGAAGUCAUAAAAAAGAAGCAGGGAAAGAAAUCAAAGUAAUAACUCAGAUGCAGGAAAUAAUGUGUGGGUUAAGCGCACGACUUUAGUUUGAGUCCUACCACAGCAAAAGCCAGGUUUAAAUGGAGAAGGGUAGAAUUGUAGAUGAACAGACCCAUUAUCCAUCGAGUUUAAAACCGUGCGCCAACUGGCCCUCAUGAUCUCUUGGUUAUCACCCGGAAAAAGAAGGAAACACACUCGGGUUCAUCUUUCUGGUUUGGGUUUUGUUCAAUUUCUGGUUCUGGUUUUGUUCAAUUUCUGGUUCUGUAGUUACUAGAGCUAGAUCAUUCUUACAUUGUACUGUAAUAGUAAUUGAAGUCUCUCUGUAUAGCUAAACUGUUUCUUCAAAUCUUUGUCAGCCUUUUUAGUGUUGCUGAGAAGUGAUAUAUGGGAUUGCUGAGAAGCAGGAACUAGGAUCCAUCUGCUAUGUGCUGAAAGAUUGUCACUGCGAAGCUAUAGUAAAAAUGAGCCAGACUGUCCGACCGUUGAUACAAUGCAUUUUCAUGAAGAACCCAAUGUCUCUGGGUCCAUCUUGGAGCCGGGCAAUUACUAUAAUUCAUGCAGGUCGCUACUUAUGCGACAAACAAAUUUGCUACCUUAGCACAAUAUUAAAUUACUGCCAAUCAAAAGCUGUUUCUACUUAGUACAUUUUGUGUUUGAUCAAACGUUGCCGAGUGGUUCUUUAUUGUUAGUUUAGCCCAUCCAAUUGAUAUUUGGAAAUUCUUUUUUAAGGUUACGACAUCAAUACUUUCCU
Molecule: messenger RNA, 1496 nt
Organism: Lycium barbarum (goji berry)
Lineage: Eukaryota; Viridiplantae; Streptophyta; Magnoliopsida; Solanales; Solanaceae
Product: large ribosomal subunit protein uL6m-like
Exons: 2
Coding region: 437-745 (102 amino acids)
Biological process (GO): translation
Cellular component (GO): ribosome
Molecular function (GO): rRNA binding; structural constituent of ribosome
Source: RefSeq, a predicted model, not a curated record